Erythranthe guttata (spotted monkey flower) is the source of this 2690-nucleotide messenger RNA. Its product is annotated as P-loop containing nucleoside triphosphate hydrolases superfamily protein. Gene Ontology annotation, biological process: regulation of telomere maintenance. NCBI's taxonomy places the organism in Eukaryota, Viridiplantae, Streptophyta, Magnoliopsida, Lamiales, Phrymaceae. The record is from RefSeq and is a predicted model, not a curated record. Gene Ontology annotation, cellular component: nucleus.
UUGAAAUUUGUUGUUGUUCGUCUCGCUUUGAAACCCCGACUACCUCUGCAUAUUCUUCAAUUUUUCAAGCUCAACACAUGGAAUAUCCAUGGCGUCCUAGGGCAUCGUCAACUAGUAACUUCUGUCCAGUCUGCUCAAACCCUCACUUCCCAUUCUGCCCUCCCCCUCCUCCUCAUCCACAAUACUUCAGACCUCCACCACCACCUCCCGAUCAACUCUUCCACACUUCCCAACCACCGCCACCGCCGCCGCCGCCGUAUUAUGACCCGUUCCUCGACCACCAAGGCGUUUCCACUAUUAAUCCUUAUCCACCGCCGCAGCCGGGUCAGAUUCCGCCUCGGCCGUGGAACGGCAACCCUAAUUUCAGCAACCAUGGAAAUCCGGUUCCCGUGUUCGAUUACGAUAACAAUUGUCAGGUUGGUGACAAGAGAAUGCGGUUCAAUAAUGCGAACGAGGGUUACGCGAGUUCGGGGAUGGCGGAAGAGGAGAGGAGAUUGAAAUUGAUACGCGAUCAUGGAGCCAUGAAUCUAGGUUUCGGUAGGAGCUCCAAUGGAGGAUAUUUGCCGUCGAAUCAUUCACAUGAAAUUAAUUCACACAGGGAGCAGAGUUACGGAGAGCGGCAAUUUGUGCACCAGCAUGCUGUAAAUAACACGAAUUCGGAGUUGGGGAGAUCACUUCACAAUCAAAUUGAGAAUAAUCAUGGCUAUGGGAACUUUAAACGGCAUGGUAAUCACGAAAUUCUGGGUUAUAAUGCAACACAGAAACACACAGUGGAGCCAAAAUCGGCCUAUUACGGUUUACCCAAUCAGGAUCCUCAAAGGUUUAAUGUUCAGCCACCACUCCCCACUUCCCCACCACCGCCACUUCCCGUGGAGCCACCAAGAUUUCGUUUCGCAGAGUCUUUUGUUCCCUCCUUAUUUCCGGUUGCUGUUGAUUCUUCAUCCUCUUUUCAGUCACCAAAUAAAAUGGUUUCUGAAGCAAUAUCAUCUGUUCCUACUCACUUCACAAGUAAAGCAAAUGGAUAUUCAAGUGGUUAUUAUCGAGAGGAAACUCAAGCCGUAAAGAUGGCUUCAUCCAAAACAUUUAAUGGAGUAAGUGAAGAGUUGCCUCCUAGGCAUCUCUCAUUCGAUAAGCCAAAAGUUAUUGAUGCCUCUCACAUCUUAAAGCAUCCACAUCGUGCUAACCGCCCAGAUCAUAUUGUCGUAGUUCUGAGAGGACUUCCAGGGAGUGGUAAGAGCUACUUGGCAAAAAUUUUGCGCGACAUUGAGAUUGAAAAUGGUGGCACUGCUCCACGUAUUCAUUCUAUGGAUGAAUAUUUCAUGACUGAGGUUGAGGAGAGUGAGAGUUUAAGAUCUUCUGGUUCAGUUAGAGGGAAAAAACCUCUUAUGAAGAAGGUCAUGGAGUACUGUUACGAACCUGAGAUGGAAGAGGCUUACCGGUCAAGCAUGUUAAAGGCAUUUAAAAAGACCCUUGAUGAAGGGGCCUUCCCCUUUGUAAUUGUGGAUGACCGCAAUCUGCGGGUAGAGGAUUUUGCUCAGUUUUGGGCAAUUGCAAAGAGGUCGGGGUAUGAAGUUUAUUUACUAGAAGCCACAUACAAGGACCCAGCGGGCUGCGCUGCAAGGAAUGUUCAUGGUUUCACUCAGAAUGACAUACACAAGAUGGCUAAUCGAUGGGAGGAAGCCCCGUCCCUUUAUAUGAAGCUAGAUGCCAAGUCAUUACUCCAUGGAGAUCAGUUGGAGGAAAAUGGGAUUCAAGAGGUCGACAUGGAUACAGAAGAUACCAAUUGUAUUAGUGAUCCCUCUCGUUCUGAAGAUACAACUAUCGAAAAGUUUUCAAGACCUUUUGAAGGUUAUACUGCCAGUGACAGUGGUCCGUCGACAAAUGAAGAGAAAGGGGAUGCUGAAGAAGAGCAUCCAGUGGAGAUGGUGAAGGAACUGGGGAAGAGCAAGUGGUCAAAUGAUUUGGACGAGGAUGAUGUCCACAAGUCUAAAGAAACGAAGGGAAAAUCAAUUGCCUUCUCUAGUUUAAUUAAAUCAUACGGCAAGAAAGGUAAAUCUGUGCGUUGGGCUGAUCAGAUUGGGAGAGUUGGUUUUUCAAUCGGGCCUGCGAAAACAGCAAAUGUAUCUCUAGUCAUUGGUCCUGGUUUUGGAUACAACUUGAAAUCGAACCCCCUACCUGAAGAAGAGAAACUCAACCGAAGAAGUGGAGAACUCAGACGGCGAAAUAUAUUCCAAGAUCAAUUACGCGCUGAGCAUGAGUCGUUCCGUGCUGUUUUCGACAAGAGAAAACAUCGAAUUGGCGGGCUUGGUUUGGAUGAGGAUUAACAUUCUUUUUGUUCCGUCUUUUUUUCUUUCUUUCUUUUUUGUGCCCAUUUUUUAUCUAAUUAUUUUGGCUCUUGCAAUUGUUUUGCUUUGUUGUUGUAAAUUGUAAUACAAUGUUGUUAUAAUAACAAAUGAGAAUGUGGCUGUAGUCGAAAAGUGACCGUUGUUCGAAUUUUGUAACACCCACAUUCCGUCUCUUGAAUAAACUCACAUAUGUUAUAGGACGACAGAAUUCCGAUUUUUCUUUCGGUGUUUAUUUUAUCGAGUGUAACAUAGAUUUUGACAUUUUUCUCUCUUAAUAUUCUGACAUCUGAGAAAUUAUGUAUAUGUAUGUAAUGAAAUCGUGUGUACACCAUUUUUUUGAAGCAA